UCUUGACAAUUCUGGCCCUUGAAAAAAAAAAAGAGAAGAGAAAACAAAAGGAAAAGAAAGCUAAUAACGAGGGGAAGAGACAGGAACAGGCUGGAGUGUCGGCUUACACGUCACGCCAUUGCAAGCUUGGAACUAUUUUCCUCCUCCAUCACUUAUUGAAUCACACACACACACACACACACAUUUUUAUAAACUCAUCUCCACUGCAACUCCACUCUCUGGACAAUCACUUGUAGACAAAUCUUUUCUUACCAAACUCGCCAUUGGAUCUCUUCAACUAUCUCAGAUUAUAAAAAAUUUGGUAGGGGUUGUUAACAUUGUUCACUACAUAUAUAUAUAUAGUGGGUGAUUCGGGAGUUCUCGGAUCUCGGUAUUCUCACGCUAAAAACUGUUCUCCAUAAAGCGCGAUAUAUAUAUAGAGAGUUCGGGUUGUGUUGGGUUCGAUUGCAGAAUGUAUAAAUUGAUGAAAACAACAGUGGCUGUACUGGCUGCUGCUCUAUUCAUGUUAAUCGAGACAAGGGUAGUGAGCGGUGAAGUGGUAACAUGUUCCGGAAUGGUUCCAAUGGUGUACCGGAAUGAUAAGAUUUCGAUUGCUGAUUUUGGGGGUGUCGGUGAUGGACAAACAUUGAACACCAAAGCAUUUCGUGAGGCCAUUUAUAGGAUUCAGCAUUUGAAGAGGAGAGGUGGAACACUUUUGUAUAUACCUUCUGGGGUGUAUCUCACUGGGAGCUUUAAUCUCACUAGUCACAUGACUCUUUACUUGGCUAAAGGGGCUGUUAUCAAGGCCACACAGGAUACGAAUGAUUGGCCCUUGAUUGCUCCCUUGCCUUCUUAUGGAAGAGGUAGGGAGCGCCCUGGUGACAGAUAUGUAAGCUUUAUUCAUGGAGAUGGCCUUCAUGAUGUAAUUAUUACUGGUGAGAACGGUACUAUUGACGGACAAGGUGAUGUCUGGUGGAACAUGUGGAGGCAGAGAACCCUCCAGUUUACAAGACCAAAUCUAAUUGAGCUCAUGAAUUCCAGAAACAUUAUCAUCUCCAAUGUGAUUUUCAAGAAUUCCCCGUUUUGGAACAUUCACCCUGUAUACUGCAGCAAUGUUGUUAUUAGAUAUGUCACCAUAUUGGCUCCAGCUGAUUCUCCUAACACUGAUGGGAUCGAUCCAGAUUCUAGCUCUCAUGUUUGCAUUGAGGACUCGUACAUCUCUACAGGCGAUGACCUUGUAGCUGUGAAAAGUGGCUGGGAUGAGUAUGGAAUAGCUUAUGGUCGUCCUAGCAAGUUCAUCACUAUUAGGAGGUUAACAGGAUCUUCCCCAUUUGCUGGAAUAGCAGUUGGAAGUGAAACAUCUGGUGGUGUAGAAAAUGUUUUAGCCGAGCACGUAAGUCUCUUCAACAUGGGAGUUGGCAUACACUUGAAGACAAACAUUGGUAGAGGAGGGGUCAUAAGAAACAUUACAGUAUCCAGUGUUUAUAUGGAAAAUGUACGCAAGGGAAUAAAAAUUGCAGGUGAUGUUGGAGAUCAUCCUGACGAAAAUUAUAACCCAAAUGCUCUCCCUGUUCUGAAGAAUGUCGUAAUCAACAAUGUUUGGGGAGAAAAGGUUCUGCAGGCAGGUCUUAUACAAGGUCUGAAAAAUGCUCCAUUUACUGGUAUAUGCCUUUCAAAUAUCCACCUUAAUGGUGCCACUGGAACUAGAAAUCUUCCGUGGAAGUGUUCUGAUGUUAGUGGAACUGCUAGUCAAGUCAGCCCAUUGCCCUGUUCUGAAUUGACGAGCACUGAUCAAGCUGGUGCCUGCUUUGUUCCUUUCUGAAAUCAUGCGACCUCAGGCUCCAAGUACGUCCAAGUAAGUUCAAAGCAAAAUAAAAAAAAAUUAACCGAGGGGCCAAAGAGAUACUGAAUCUAUAUUCACAUUGGUGUAGCCUUUUGUUUGUCUGAAAAUAGUGGAAAAUUAACGUGGUUGCUUAGUUGAUGUAGUGUUUGCCUGUAUUUUGUUCAAGUAUGUAAGCUACGUUGUCUAUGUGUGUAUACGAAGAUUCUUAUGCCAACCCACUGCACCAGUGAUCACUUCUAUUAAUUUAUUUAUUGAUGUGAAAUUAUAUUUAUUCA
This is a messenger RNA of Daucus carota subsp. sativus, 2097 nucleotides long. Its product is annotated as probable polygalacturonase. Gene Ontology annotation, biological process: carbohydrate metabolic process. Gene Ontology annotation, molecular function: polygalacturonase activity. NCBI's taxonomy places the organism in Eukaryota, Viridiplantae, Streptophyta, Magnoliopsida, Apiales, Apiaceae. The coding region runs from base 452 to 1801 and encodes 449 amino acids. The transcript is spliced from 7 exons. The record is from RefSeq and is a predicted model, not a curated record.